Molecule: messenger RNA, 4159 nt
Organism: Brienomyrus brachyistius
Lineage: Eukaryota; Metazoa; Chordata; Actinopteri; Osteoglossiformes; Mormyridae
Gene: csf2rb
Product: colony stimulating factor 2 receptor subunit beta
Exons: 14
Coding region: 299-2365 (688 amino acids)
Biological process (GO): immunoglobulin mediated immune response; cytokine-mediated signaling pathway
Cellular component (GO): external side of plasma membrane
Molecular function (GO): protein binding; cytokine receptor activity
Source: RefSeq, a predicted model, not a curated record
GGCUCAGAAAUUUGCGGCGCCUCAUACCCGUACAGAAGUAAAUGACAGCUGCUUUUGCGGAAUAACGGGGUGGGGGUGGGCCUCUGGGCUUUCCAUUAAUUUAAAGCAAACUGCACUCCAGCAAAAUUUCAGAAAAUAAUGAGGGACGCUGUAAAAUAGCAAUUAUUAGCGGAAGCCGGGGAAAAGUGUCCGGGCGAAGAAUCGGACCGCAACAUCAGUACAUGAGUGAGCGAGGCCAGCGGGGCUGCCAGCACGUGCCUGCAGACCUGAGGCUGGCCCUCCCUUCGCUGUAGGAAGGAUGAUUCUCGUGUGGAUGAUGUGUAUUUCUGCCCUCCCCAUCCUGGCCUUCACCUCUUCACCUGUGUCCUGUAAGCUCAAUGCCUGCUCAGAACACGUUUCCUCCCUGGUAGACUCGGUCCAGUGCUACAAUGACUACAGCACGCACAUUCGCUGUACAUGGCCAGAAAGCACAGAGGAACACCAGCUGGAGAAUCUCUCUCUCUACCACAGCGACGCUGAGGGCAGGGAAUCGCCCUGUGUGGCAUACAGCCCUCCUGAAGGCCACCGCGCAGAAAGGUGGUGUCGCUACAACACCACCCGGUUUGUCAAGGGCAUCAAGCAUGAAUUCUUCUUCAAGGUCCCGCUCCCCCCACCGGUGUCCAAGGGGAUGAUCCUGUCGCAACACGUGAAAGUUCGCUCACCCCCAGCUCUGUUCCAGCAAGCCUUGCACAAUGGCAGCAGCUUCCUGUCUUGGCACAACCCCUUGCCCUCAGGGUCAACCCUGUACCCGAAGCUGAGGUACGAGGUCGGCUAUAGGAGGCCUGGCCACGACUGGAUGGUGCUGGACGUUUCACAAACAAAUACGACAAUCAGCAAGGAAUGGCUGGUACCCAGUAGCGAGUAUGAGGCAAGGGUGAGGGCACGGGCGGGUGAGGGCCCGUGGAGCGACUGGAGCCCCCGGGUGCUGUGGCAGACCGAGGAGGCCCCGGGGCCUGAAGGCCCUUCCAACCUUCAGUGUCUGUCUGAUGGAGACGUGACAGUGAGCUGCAGCUGGGAACUGAAGAGGGAGUCUGCUCAGUUCAUCACUUACAACCUAUUGUACCAGCCGCAACGCGACCGCAACAUCACACAACCCCAGAGGUGUUAUGAGACAGUCCUGGUUACCAGUGACUCCCGCGACCCCGUGCUCAGGUUCAGCUGUUCAUUCUCCAUGCCUGUAGAUGAGGAACUCUGGGUUGAGCUCACUCCUGCCCACGUUACUAAGCAGUUUCUCUCUCACAGUCACAUAUAUCCCUCCCCUCCGAGCCCUGUGCACUUGAGACAGGAUGGCCAGGACUGGCUGCUCACCUGGACCAUCCCGGAAUACAACUCCAAAAUUCAACUCUCUCAUGAGGUGCGCUACUGGGACUCUGAAACAAAGGACCACAAAUAUUUCAACAUGUCUGUGCACCUCAACUUGUACCACAUAUAUGGAGCCACCCUGCGCCCUGCUACCCACUACUGGGCACAGGUGCGAGCAGUGCCCGCUGAGUACUUCACGGGCCGACCCUCCGAGUGGACGAAACCGGUGGAGUGGGACACCCCUCCAGGGUCAUGGUCAAUGCCCAAGAUCGUGUACAUCUCCGUUGCGGUGUUGGUGACCAUACUCUUCCUCGGCCUGUAUGUGAGCUUUCCCACUUUCCACAGGUGGUUAGUCAGCUGGGACGUGUCCCUUCCCUCUCCCAUCAAGAGCAAAGUUUUGGAAGGAAUCUUAAAGCGGUCCCAGAGUACAUGGAUAGUGCCCCACAGGGAGGUUGAGAGAGCCCGGAUCUGUUCAGUCCAGGUCCUGGACAACGUCCCUCCUCCCAGUUUCUCAGAUGCUGACCGGUACAGCUUCAGCAGCCUACACUCCGAGUCUGAGGAGAAAAUCCAGCAGGAGAACUCCUCUGUCAGCUUCAACGGGCCAUACCUGCUGUGUCCUGCCAUAUCCAGAUCUCUGGGCUCCCUGGUCAAUGCCGGUGCUCAGGGCGGCACCGAAGACUCCCUGUCCUGGUCUGUCUCACUGGGUUCCCAGCUUGCCCUUUCCCUCCGGGAAUUCGCCACUGGCUACGUCAGGAUUCCAUCGCCUCUCGCCAUCUUGCCAGUGGACAGCAAUGUAGCCACGCAGGGCACUGAUUUUGUGGCAGGUGGAUAUGUAGGCUGCCCACUAGCGGCAAGCGGAACAGCCAAGACAGAGUCAUGGUGCGGACCCAGCUGUGAGCCCCCUGAGUGUGACCCCCCAGCCUACACCCCCACUCCACCUUCCUUCCUCUCCAACGCUCUGGGUCACAUGUCUGAUAACUACUGCCUAACGAAGGGGAGCCAAGCAGAGCAUACUACAGAAUGAAGAUGCACGAACAAGCCAUGCGCUGUCCCUUUGUGUGAAAAUAAGCUAGCAAAAAGGAGAGCAGAGUCGUAUACCACUCGCACAAACAUGUCAGCACCUUACGUAACCAUAUAUUUCAAUAUUACCUUUUAUAGACAACUGUAUUACUAUACGAUUACCAGCUUAUCUGUAAAAACUGGACACUGUGUAUCCUGUUACAUACUGCAUUAUUAUAGAUAGGGCAUUUGCUUCGGCACAUAUCAUUCACUUACAUUUCUCUGUAUUUCAUAAAUCCAUUACAGUUUUUCAUGACUGUCCUGGCACAUCUCUUAAAACCUACUUAACAUUCUCACGAGUAUAACAGCAUUUCUCGAAACAGUUCCUGCACAUGGCACGAGAGUAAGGUUAGGCUGCAACAAACCAAAACAACUGAUGCAUGUCUCAGAAGCAAAUAUCUCCACCAAUUCAUUGGUCGGUGACACCAAGAUGAAAAGUACAGCCAGCAUUGUUUAACCACGAGAGUCGAAAUGCCUAGAUACAUUGUUUACGUAUCUUCCCAAGCGGCACGAUCCUGAAUGAUAGCUGUUUAACACUUUAGCUGUUUUACUGUGGGUGACUGAUCACACAACAGUAUAACAGAAAAACACCAAAACGGUAAUACAAGAAUGAUAAAAUGGCAACAAAAUAAUGUCCUGUGGGGGUCACGUACAAUGCUGUGGUGAUUACUCCUAUUUUUUUGCAAAUGUUGCACUUUUUCUCAGACGCUUUGGAACACUGACAAAUCGUCCUUAACAUUUGCAAAUCAGUAAGUGCAUUUCUCAAAAUAAUUCAUACAAAUAGCCACACAAUUGAUUACCUGCAAAAGCCCAUAACUUGCUCAGAAUCCUUAGUUCAUCUCUUUAAAGUAAAUAUUUAUGGCAAUGAAUGUAUCAGUGCCAUCGGAAUGACAAAUCUUUUUGCCAUUGUUUAAAAACAAUGUAGUCAAAUUGUUUAGUCAUGUUGCCAAUGUGACUCUGUACAAGUAUUUUCUGAUGUAAACUGGCUAAGGUUUUGAUGAUAAUGAUGGAAAAUGAACAAGACUGUACUUAUUCUGUAUGGCAUUUAACAGCUUCAACAGUUACAUGUGCUGUACAUACAGCCGCGGAAAAAAUUCAGAGACCUGCACUCUAUGUUUUUAAACAAAUCUGCAUUUUUAAAUCCUGGUUUAAUUAUGGUUCUGCUGGCAGAAGGCUACACUGAGCAGCAAGUAGCUUCUACAGUAGGUUCAAAAUUUAUAAGAGAGCAGUACUCAAGAGUAAGGUGAAACAAGACCCUGGGAACGACCGGAAACCAGCCAGGUAAAUGGCAGAAGCGUAUCUGUUUUAUGUGUGAAUGAUUGAGGACACAGUUGUUCUACCAAAAUUCAGCUGCAGCCUUCGAUCAGCCUCCGCUAUUGUAAGACUGUGAUUGAGGAGAUGGUCCACAGUUGUGACAGUUGUGAUACAGGAUAUUUUGACAGCAUAUCAAGCAUUUUGACUCUCAUGGUUAAAACGAUACUGGUUGUACUUUUCAUUUUGGUGGGACUGACUAAUUCACUGGUGUAAUUAUGUGCUUUUGAGACGUAACUUAAUUGUUUUGGGUAAGUUACAGGCUUUUGCAGUUAAACCGUACUGUUGUACUACUGUAUACGCAUAAAGUGUUUUGGGAAAUGCUGUUACUGUGCAGUUGUGAGUAUGUGAAGUUUCACAAAAUGUGCCAAAAUAAUUGAGAAAAACUGUAAUGCAAAUGACACAAUAGAGAAAUGCAUAUCUCUGUAAAUAAAGCACCUCAUCUCUG